AAACAGACAGGAAGUGGUACUGUGGAGCAGUUCAGAGACAGGCAGACAGAAGACAAGCUGUCUUAAUUUCAUAGAAAUAAAUUCUAAGCAUGAAGCCGGCAGUUGAUGAAAUGUUCCCUGAAGGAGCUGGACCAUAUGUAGAUCUUGACGAGGCUGGUGGAAGCUCUGGACUUUUGAUGGACUUGGCAGCCAAUGAAAAAGCAGUACAUGCUGAUUUCUUUAACGAUUUUGAAGACCUAUUUGAUGAUGAUGAUAUCCAGUGAUCAAACCCUGCUUAUUCAAGAGUUUCCUGCUUCUUUUAACAUUACAGCCUGUUUAAAAAAGACAUUGUACAAUAAAUGCAUCUAAAAUGAAAAGUGAUGUUCCUGGAGCUACAGUGAAAAUUCAGUGGAGUUGUCCAUUGCAUUAAGCACCAGUCGUGUCAAGUCAUAUUUUGUUACAAUAAAAUGCUGUAAAAGAA
Polyodon spathula (Mississippi paddlefish) is the source of this 460-nucleotide messenger RNA. RefSeq names its product COP9 signalosome complex subunit 9. Gene Ontology annotation, biological process: negative regulation of protein neddylation. The coding region runs from base 90 to 263 and encodes 57 amino acids. The transcript has 3 exons. NCBI's taxonomy places the organism in Eukaryota, Metazoa, Chordata, Actinopteri, Acipenseriformes, Polyodontidae. The record is from RefSeq and is a predicted model, not a curated record.